This is a messenger RNA of Esox lucius (northern pike), 3927 nucleotides long. RefSeq names its product calcium channel, voltage-dependent, alpha 2/delta subunit 3a (gene cacna2d3a). Lineage: Eukaryota; Metazoa; Chordata; Actinopteri; Esociformes; Esocidae. Gene Ontology annotation, cellular component: voltage-gated calcium channel complex. The transcript is spliced from 38 exons. The record is from RefSeq and is a predicted model, not a curated record. Gene Ontology annotation, molecular function: voltage-gated calcium channel activity. The coding region runs from base 592 to 3906 and encodes 1104 amino acids.
GAGGGAGAUGGGGCAGGUCAGAGAGAAGUAUGUCGUAAUUCGGAUCCACAACAAUAACAGCAUCCUCCUCAGAAUCCUCGGAGAAGCCUCGGCGCAUCACUCAAUAGGCGUGCUCCUCCCUCAUCAUUUUAUGGUCCGCUUCAGUCUCUUCCUUCUGCACUAUUUUAUGGUCUCGCGCUAUUCUCACUUCAGUCUCUGGCGGCUGGAGGGCAGCUCAUGGGUGCAGUAUAGGUCACCGAGACGGUGUAACGGACCUCGCUUACCACGCGAUUCGACUCGUGUUUAACCGGGCAGCAGAGCCGUUACUGCUGGUUCAGUCGGCAGGAGAGAUUCCUAUUCCUGCGCUCAGGCAUCUCCACAGCAAACCGGGAAGAUACCUAUUCCGACCAAGCCCCUGUCGCGCCGCAUCUUUAUUUUUACCAACGAGAGGUUACUCAUUUAAUUAUAAAUAUCACCAUGAUUGGUUAAACACUAAAUGGACCAGCAAUUUGGAUUGUUUUAAAGCUUUUGCUACUUGGCACUCAGGAGACGCAGAGCACAGUCACACGUAAAGAUUGCUAACUCCUAGUGAGCACUGAAGAAUUUGAGAAGAUGCACGGGGAUCUGAACUUGAUUUUUUCGCGUGUGUGGAGUGUGUGUCUUCUCCUAGUUUGGAUAUGUCUUGGCACAAGGAUCAUCGGUGUGGUAGGAUCACACCAAGGCAGUAUCCCCCUCCACGUGGUCAAGUUGUGGGCCUCAGCGUUUGGAGGAGAGAUAAAAUCCAUCUCAGCCAAGUACUCUGGUUCUCAGCUACUGCAGAAGAAAUAUAAGGAGUUUGAGCAAGCAGUGCGUGUACAAGAAAUAGAUGGGCUGAGGUUGGUAAAGAAGCUGGCAGAGAAUAUGGAGGAGAUGUUCCACAAGAAGUCGGAAGCCAUGAAGCGUCUGGUGGAAGCAGCAGAAGAAGCCCACCUGCAGCACGAAGAGGACCCUGACCUGCAGUAUGAGUAUUUCAAUGCAGUGUUGAUAAACGAGAUCGAUGAAGAGGGAAAUAGUGUUGAACUUGGAGGGGACUUUCUUCUACAACCCAAUGACCACUUCAACAACCUGUCUGUCAACCUUAGCCUCAGUGUGGUCCAGGUGCCCACCAACAUGUACAACAAAGACUCUGCCAUAGUAAACGGGGUGUACUGGUCGGAGGCCUUGAAUAAAGUGUUCGUGGACAACUUUGAGAGAGACCCAUCGCUCAUAUGGCAGUACUUUGGCAGUGCUAAGGGCUUCUUCAGGCAGUACCCAGGAAUCAAGUGGAGGCCGGAUGAACAUGGAGUCAUUGCUUUCGACUGUCGCAACCGCAAAUGGUACAUCCAGGCAGCCACGUCUCCUAAGGACGUGGUGAUCUUGGUGGAUGUGAGUGGAAGUAUGAAGGGCCUGAGGUUGACCAUCGCUAGACAGACUGUCUCUUCUAUAUUGGACACGCUUGGGGAUGAUGACUUCUUCAACGUCAUCGCUUACAAUGAAGAGCUGCACUACGUCGAGCCCUGUUUGAAUGGAACUCUGGUCCAAGCUGACGUCACCAACAAAAACCAUUUCCGGAUGAAUCUGGAUAAAUUGUUUGCUAAAGGGAUCGGAAUGCUGGACGUAGGUCUCACUGAAGCCUUUGAGGUCCUCUAUGAUUUUAAUCAGACUGGACGAGGAAGCGCAUGUAGCCAGGCCAUUAUGUUGGUGACUGAUGGGGCGGUAGACACGUAUGAUGCAGUCUUUGCCAAGUACAACUGGCCUGACAGAAAGGUCCGGAUAUUCCCGUACCUGAUUGGCCGAGAGUCCGCAUUUGCAGAUAACCUAAAAUGGAUGGCCUGCGCCAAUAAGGGCUAUUUCACUCAGAUUUCCACGUUGGCAGAUGUGCAGGAGAAUGUGAUGGAGUACCUGCACGUGCUCAGCCGGCCCAAAGUCAUUGACCAGGAGCACGAUACGGUGUGGACCGAGGCCUACGUUGACAGCACCGUGAGUGGACACCGCUCCCCCAUCUCCCACAUGCUCCCUCAGGCUCAAAAGUUGGAGGAUGGUCAGGGUCCUAUUUUGAUGACCACUGUUGCCAUGCCAGUGUUCAGCACCAAGAAUGAGACGAGGAACAGAGGUAUCCUGCUAGGGGUGGUUGGUACGGAUGUUCCUGUCUCUGAGCUCCUCAAAACCAUCCCCAAGUAUAAGCUUGGCAUCCAUGGCUAUGCGUUCGCCAUCACUAAUAAUGGUUACAUUCUGACCCACCCUGACCUCAGACCACUGUAUGAAGAGAAUAAGAAACGUAGGAAGCCAAACUACAGCAGUGUGGAUCUGUCGGAGGUGGAGUGGGAAGACAAAGAUGACAUACUGCGUAAUGCCAUGGUAAACAGGAAGACGGGCACCUUUUCCAUGGAAGUGAAGAAGACUGUGGACAAAGGGAAGCGUGUGCUGGUACUCCAUAAUGAUUACUACUACACUGACAUCAAGGGAACCCCUUUCAGUCUAGGAGUGGCCCUUUCCAGAGGCCAUGGGAAAUACUUCUUCAGAGGAAAUGUGACAGUUGAGGAAGGUCUUCAUGACCUGGAGCACCCUGACGUACAACUAGCCGAUGAAUGGACAUAUUGUAACACAGACGAGCACCCAGAGCAUCGGUACCUGUCUCAGAUAGACGCCAUCAAACUGUAUCUCAGCGGACGGGAACCACACCUCAAAUGUGAUAAGGAACUGAUCCAGGAGGUGCUGUUUGAUGCAGUGGUAACAGCUCCUCUGGAGGCCUACUGGACCAACCUGGUUCUCAACAAGUCAGAGAACUCUGAUAAGGGUGUAGAGAUUGCCUACCUUGGAACACGAACCGGACUGUCCAGAAUUAACCUUUUUGUGGUUCCAGACCAGUUGACAAAUCAAGACUUCCUGACAGCUGAAGAUAAAGAAGGUGUGUUCAACGCAGAUCACUUUCCCCUGUGGUACAAGAGAGCGGCUGAACAGGUUCCUGGCACCUUUGUCUACUCUUUACCCUUCAAUACAGGGAAUGACAAUAAAAGUGUUGUGUUGGCCAGCACGGCCAUCCAGCUCUUGGAUGAGAGGGAAUCGCCUAUUGCUGCCGCUGUGGGGAUCCAGAUGAAACUUGAGUUCUUCCAAAGGAAGUUCUGGACCGCCAGUCGACAGUGUGCAGCUCUAGAUGGGAAAUGCUCUAUAAGCUGUGAUGAUGAGAACAUCAAUUGUUACCUGAUAGACAACAAUGGCUUCAUCUUAGUAGCAGAGGACUACUCUUUGACCGGGAUGUUCUUUGGAGAAGCAGAAGGGGCAGUUAUGAAUAAGUUGCUUCUAAUGGGCUCCUUUAAGAGGGUUACUCUGUAUGAUUACCAGGCAAUCUGCAGAAUCUUUUCUGAGAGUAGUGACAGUGCCCGCACACUACUAGACCCCUAUUUUGCAAUAUUUGCCACAGUGAAGUGGCUCCUUACAGAACUUGUCAUUUUCAUGGUUGAGUUUAACCUGUACAGCUGGUGGUACUCCGACCUCACAGCAAAAGCCCAGAGGGGGGGUCGGACCAUGUUGGUACCAUGUGAUACAGAGUACCCCGCCUUCAUCUCGGAGAGAACAAUCAAGGAGACGACAGGAAACAUUGACUGUGAAGGAUGCAUAAAAUCCUUUGUGAUUCAGCAGAUCCCCAGCAGUAAUCUCUUCAUGGUGGUGGUCGACAACAAAUGUGACUGUUCUGCCGCUGGUCCAAUUACCAUGGAACCCAUUGAGAUAAUGUAUAACGAGUCUCUGAAGUGUGAACGGCUUAAGUUCCAAAAAGACCGGAGACGCCCCGACUCCUGCCACCCCUUCCAUCCAGAGGAGAAUUCCAUGGAGUGCGGAGGAGCUUUAGGCCUCUACCCAUCACUAACGACAACACUAUUAUGCCUGAUGCUGGCACUGUUUCCUAGGUGACCAGGGCCCACCCCCCACCCC